AUGAUUGGUCCCAAAAUAUUGUGUAUUCCUGGAGGGCCUGGUCCAACAAUACGGGAACAUGGAUUAGCAGCACUACGUACAUGUUCAAGAACAUCAAUGACUCCACUGGAUAAAAUGCUUUGUAUGGAAGCUGCAUGGUCUGUGAUGAAGUUGGAAGCAAAUCCCGUUACAACUGAUGAUGGAAUUCCGACUUUUACUGAAUCCCAGUGCACAUCAUUUUGUAAAGCAAACAAUUUGGUGCUUAUCGUACGAGGACGACAAUUGGUUGAUGAAGGGUUCCUCAAUUACCCAAAAGAAGUCUUGACCAUUGUCUCAGCAGUUGCUUAUCUGGAUAAUUUUAGAAACUGCGCUGCUGCUGUGACUUUCCAAGGACUAAAUGCCUCCGUGAUACGAUACCGAAUGGAGGAAGGGGAGCCAAAAUCAUUGGAUAUCGUUAAACCAGGCAUAGGAAGAAACGCAAUGGCUUAUCCCGUCUAA
Strongylus vulgaris is the source of this 477-nucleotide messenger RNA. The record is from the annotation of a GenBank genome assembly. Lineage: Eukaryota; Metazoa; Nematoda; Chromadorea; Rhabditida; Strongylidae.